Molecule: messenger RNA, 393 nt
Organism: Rangifer tarandus platyrhynchus (Svalbard reindeer)
Lineage: Eukaryota; Metazoa; Chordata; Mammalia; Artiodactyla; Cervidae
Source: the annotation of a GenBank genome assembly
AUGUAUAUCUGCCCUUGGGAAAAUUCACAGGACUGUCUUUCUCCACAUUUGGGGACUUCUUCCUCACCCAUUUCUUCAUCACACAUGGAUGCCUCCUCAUCCAAUUCCUUCUCAGAAUCCCCACAUCACACAAUGCUUAGCGGGGAGAAGGGCCCUGCAGGUCCAGGGGGGCUGAUAGGAUCAGGCACCAAAGAAAGGAGUGCAGGAGAAACUGGGCAGGAUUCACCGAACGAGGGAGCCUUCCGGAAUCCCUGGAACACGCCAACUGCCCUGGCGCUGGGGGACAAAGCCGUUAAGAGCACAGAGGAAUCAGUGAGUGUCAUCUCUGGAAAGAUACUGAGACAUCAGCUGAGCCAGUGUUGGAAUGCAAGCCCACUACAGGGCAGAGACUGA